Messenger RNA from Diorhabda carinulata, 17923 nucleotides. RefSeq names its product teneurin-a. The transcript is spliced from 35 exons. The coding region runs from base 302 to 9187 and encodes 2961 amino acids. Gene Ontology annotation, biological process: motor neuron axon guidance. NCBI's taxonomy places the organism in Eukaryota, Metazoa, Arthropoda, Insecta, Coleoptera, Chrysomelidae. The record is from RefSeq and is a predicted model, not a curated record.
AGUUUACCGCCAACUUCAUAACAAACAGGACCUACUGUUCGAUAUAUCCGGGAUAAUAUCAACCGAAUUUCGUUACUACGUUCAAUUUUUUCGUAUUAAUUUUGUUUACGGAGAUUAAUACGAGCGCGUUUUGACUUUUUUUCUCUCAAUUUUAGAAAUUCAUUCAUGUUAUAACAGUGCUGUUCACGAAAUAUCAGACAGACAAUUGUUUAAAUCUCAGUAAGCACAUUAUCAAGAUGAAUGUUCCACAAAUGUGAUAAAAAACAUCUUUUAUUCGUAACAUCGAAAAAAACUUUUACCCAUGUCGGGAAUCAGAAGAAAAAGAAGUCUAGAAUGGCAAGACAGAUGUUACAGUUCAAGCGAAGAAGAAAUGCCUGCUAGGACAAUUGAUACUCACGUAUUCGCUUCUCUGUUGGCUAAAGCACAACAAGAAUAUUCAGGUAUAGAAAGGUCGUACAGAUCGGACGAUACAGAAGACGCCGCGACAACUGAUAAUCCGACAACCCCUUUCCCGACACCCCCUCCGACGUUAGCGUCACCCAGAUCGCCCAUUCCUCUUCAUCGGCAGGCUUCACCUUUCCCUUUGGAGAACACCAACUCAAGAAGGAUGCAUUAUCAGACACCGCAAGAUAGACUGAGGGGAAAUAACGGUGAUAUGAUCUAUGCUCAAAGUAAUAAAAUGAGCAGCUCUGUACUGGGGGUAUCAGGAGGAAACAUAACAUCCAGUAGUAGUGGAACUUCUUGUAACAGUUGUAGUGAUAACGUGAUGGUUUCGAACGGUGACAUCCCCUAUCACGAGAACAACCAACAACAAAGGAUGUCUUUGAAUAAUGAUAUGGAUGAAGAAUCUCCUCCCGAACCAGCUCCACCAGAAGUUCCUCCAAGAGGUCAAUCUUUACACGCUGCAUCUCUGAGACGUCUAACCGAGUUCAGUAUACAAGGAGAAGCCAAACCAAUCAACCAGGAGUCGCAUUUCUUCAGCCAAACAGAGUAUGUGCUUAGCGGAAGCCCCAGGGCGUCUGCAUUUCCGGCCAGAUCGCCAGUGGCAACAAAUUCUGCAGCUACUACUGCGAAUUCUCAACUCAGACUCACUCCGGCUCUGCAGCAAACGCAACUAUCACAGGCCAUACCAACGGGACCUCCCGGUACAUUACAGGCAACUGUUCCCGGUACCCAAACUUCAAAUUUGGUGAUGCCUGUAUUUCCGUUGGUACGACCAGCUCCACAAACAAGUUCCUCAUCGCAUUACUCGCCGUAUUCACCGUCCAGGUUUCACAUCGACAAAAGGUGUCAGCACAGAUGCUCUUGGAAAUGUCUAAGUAUCGGACUGAUCUUAUUGGCAGUUGGAUUAUCGGCAAUGUUGGCGUAUUUUGCAGCAGUGAGCACUAUGAAAACAAACAUAGACUCUUCGAAUUGCAUUUUGGUUCAGGAUGUCAAAGAUGUUACGAACGAUCAAAUAAUUAUGGGCUCAUCGACUUUACCAUCAACCGAAGAGUCGUUACCAACGAGUACGGCCGAGCAUUCGGCGAGCGCUACAACAGCUCACAGUUCCAUCCAACAUCAACAGCCUUCACAGCAGCAGCAACAGCAGCAGCCACAAACGCAGUGGCCUCCGUUGCCGUUACUCGAACAAACCGAAUUGGACACCGUACAUACAGCAACGAUUCCACCCUACCAAUUUUGGAACAGCGAAUUUCGAAAUAAACAACCCGCUUUUAUAAAUUUUAAUUUCACGUUACCGUGGGGUGCGAAUUUCGCAGUUUACGGCAGAAGGAACGUCGCUCCCAGUGUAACGCAAUACGAUUUCGUGGAAUUCGUCAAAGGAGGAAGGAUUGACCAUAGAUUGCGGAGGAAAAGAGACAUAAACGGAGAUUCUUCAGACUCGUCGUCAGAUUUGAAACUCACCUACGACUACAGGACGACUCACAAGUCUGACGUAUUGGACUCAAUUUCGAGCUCCUAUGAAGGUACCAAAAAAAUUCUAGCAGAUUCCGAACCUCGAGGUCCUUUUUAUAUACCUCACAGUAUAAAAAUUGAUUUUGAAGGACCAUUACCUGAUGAUCAUUAUCGAAACGAGUUCAGUACGGAUUUACCUCAUCCUACUUUGGACAUUGGAAUCGAACGGGACGAACUGGAUCACGUGAUUGCGAAAAGGGAAACGGAAAUUGAACCGAUGAUGGUUAAUGUUAGUUUGCUGCAUUAUCUAGAUACUGGAAGAUGGUUUUUAUCGGUGUACAAUGACGAGCUCCAGCCGCACGUCGUGUCUUUAAUAAUAUCGGAAGCCGAAGGUGUUAGUGCAACAUGUCCUAAUGAUUGUUCAGGACGAGGAUCAUGCUAUUUAGGGAAAUGUGACUGCAUCGAUGGGUUCCAAGGAAUAGAUUGUUCUAAAAGUGUUUGUCCGGUGUUAUGUUCGGGGCACGGGCAAUACGGUGGCGGGCUCUGCCAUUGCGAACAGAGCUGGAAGGGGCCGGAAUGCGAUAUCCCCGAGACAGACUGCCGCAUCGCAGACUGUUCGGGUCACGGGCAGUGCGUGAGGGGCUCCUGUCACUGCAAACCCGGAUGGAAAGGAGAAGGAUGUGAAGAGCCCGAUUGUGAGGAUCCUACUUGUUCAGAACACGGCGCUUGUGUACAUGGACAAUGUUACUGCAAAGCGGGUUGGAAAGGUACUCAUUGCAACAUUAUCGAUGAACAAGUUCAUAAGUGUUUGCCUACGUGCUCUGAUCAUGGAGUCUACGAUUUAGAAGCGGCAAAAUGUGUUUGUAACAGGCACUGGACCGGACCAGAUUGCUCUCAAGCACUUUGUAAUUUGGAUUGCGGACCUCAUGGUAAAUGUGAUACCGGAAAAUGUCGGUGUGAUCCAGGCUGGACGGGUCCCAAAUGCGAACAAUUACCUUGUGACGUUCGAUGUCAAGAACACGGUCAAUGCAGAAACGGUACUUGUGUGUGUUCUCAAGGAUGGAAUGGACGCCACUGCACUUUACCUGGUUGCGAAAACGGCUGCUCUGGACAUGGACAAUGUACCCUCGAAGAAGGUUUAUACAAAUGCGUUUGUAUACCUGGUUGGGCAGGUUCUGACUGUAGUAUACCACUAGAACAGGAUUGCCAUGACGAUUUAGACAACGAUCAUGAUGGUAUGACCGACUGUUCGGAUAGUGAAUGUUGUUCGCAUCCAAGUUGCUCAGAUCAUAUAAUGUGCAUAUCAAGCAACGAUCCCGUCGAGGUAUUACUUCGCAAACAACCCCCUUCCGUGACGGCAUCAUUCUAUCAACGCGUCAAGUUUUUGAUUGAAGAGAAUUCGGUCCAAUCUUAUGCACAUAUGGAUGAGUACACAGAAAGCGAGUUUUGGAACUCCUUUACACCGCGUCGAGUUGCAGUUAUGAGGGGCCAAGUUGUUACUCCGCAAGGCUUAGGAAUUAUCGGAAUUCGAGUCUCAGUUGACCGAGAAUCCAGAUUUGGAUUCACACUAACCAGACAAGGAGGAUGGUUCGACGUCCUGGUUAAUGGAGGUGGCGCCGUCACGCUACAAUUUCAGAGAUCUCCAUUUAGACCUAGAACUAUUACGGUUUUCGUCCCAUGGAAUCAGAUAAUCGUUCUGCCUCCAGUCCAUAUGCAAUUAAGUGAAGACACGGAAGUGUCUCAUAUACCACAAAAAAGUUUUCUGGCACGAAAUCCGGCCCUCAACUUUCCCGGCGUAUCCAGGAAUUUCUUUGGUCAAAACGGGGCCCUACCUCUUACGUGUGAAGAACAUGACGCCGAAUUACUCACUCCAAUCAUAACUGGAACGUGGAUGCCUGAGGCAGUCGGCGGUAUGCAAGGCAAAAGUGUCGUUUUUGCCGAAACACAAAUCAUUCAAGAAUCGAUCACUAUACCGGGCUCCGAUUUGCACCUUCUCUACCAAAGCUGCCAAGCCACGGGAUACUUAAGUGUCAUCUACAUGAAAUUAACCGGACCAAAAAUACCAAGUUCUUUAACGCAUGUACAUGUCAGAGUUGAAGUAGAAGGUUCACUACAUACGAAAACGUAUGAAGCUGAUCCAAAUCUACUACAUACGUUUGCAUGGAACAAACGUAACGUCUACAAACAAAAAGUAUAUGGAAUCGUGCAAGCGAAAGUUUCCAUAGGAUAUCAACAUAGUACUUGCUUAGAACCAGUAUGGGAAACGCAAACAGUUGAUAUAAAAGGAUUCGAUGUCGAUAUAUCAGACAUAGGUGGUUGGGGAUUGGAUAUCCAUCACCAUUACAAUUUCCAUGAAGGUAUCUUACAAAAGGGAGACGGCUCCACUUUACAUUUCAAACAAUACCCUCGCAUGGUACGAGUGAUCAUGGGAACAGGCCUCCAGAGAGCGCUGAAUUGCCCGAGUCAAUGCGGGGGUCCGGCCAAAGAUGCAAAACUCUUAACACCGGGAUCACUGGCGACCGGCCCUGACGGCAGUAUCUACGUUGGAGAUUUCAAUUUGGUCAGGAGGAUCACUCCCGAGGGCAAUGUAUAUACGGUGUUGCAAUUAAGGGCUACACAGGUUGCGUAUCAGUAUUACUUAACAGUAUCUCCUGCAGAUGGACGACUUUAUGUGUCAGACCCAGAGAAACAUCAAAUUUUAAAAGUUCUAAUGUUGGAACCGGUGCAAGAUCCUAGUAUAAAUAGCGAACCGAUUGUAGGUAAUGGUGAAAGAUGUAUUCCAGGAGAUGAAUCAGCUUGUGGUGAUGAAGGUCCUGCAAAAAAUGCUAGAUUAGCUCAUCCGAAAGGUAUAGCAAUCGCAGUUGACGGUACCAUGUAUAUUGCUGAUGGUACAAACAUAAGAGCAGUUGAUCCUAAAGGUAUCAUCCACACUUUAAUAGGAAAUCAUGGACAUCACAACAGAUGGACGCCUAUUCCUUGUAAAGGAGCCGUCGAAGCGACACAGGUUCAACUUCAAUGGCCGACAGGUCUUGCUCUCAGUCCAUUAGACGGUUCGUUACAUUUUAUCGAUGACAGAUUAAUUUUUAAACUAACAGUGGAUUUGAAAGUGAAGGUAGUAGCAGGAACACCAUUACAUUGUCAUCGAGAAGAUAACAGUACUAAAUUAACAGAAAACGUAUUGGGAAGUGUUUUAGCAUUAGCAUUUGCUCCCAAUGGAGAUAUUUACAUCGCAGAAUCUGAUACGCAUAGUGUUUAUUAUAUAAGACUCAUAGAUACUGCAGGUAAAAUAACUCAUUUCGCUGGAAAAAUUCCCGAAAAACCUAAAAAGAAUUGCGACUGUGCUCUGAAUAUAACAACAGCUAAUCCUUUGGGAAGAUCUCAAGACGUUCCGCCAUGUUUAUGUGCAAACGCCGAAGAGACGACUAGCAAUGCUGAAACUCUGUUGUCGUCUAAUGCCCGUUUCCAAGCAAUUUCCGCUUUAGCUGUUUCUCCUGGAGGAGUUCUGUAUGUAGCCGAUCAAGGAUCAUUACACAUAUUGUCUCUGGAACAUUAUCUUCCAGCGCAUGAUGAAAACGGGGAAUUUAGGAUCCCAUAUCCUGCAGCUGGUGAAGUGUACGUAUUCAAUCGAUACGGUCAACACGUUGCAACGAAGGACCUCGCUUCGGAUAAAACGAGAUAUACAUUCCUAUAUUCUAAAAAUACAAGCUUCGGUAAACUAUCUACUGUAACAGAUAGCUCGGGUAAUAAAAUUCAAUUCUUAAGAGACUACAGUAACGCCGUUAGUUCUAUUGAAAACACUCAAGAUCACAAAUCUGAACUUAAGAUUUCUGGAGUUGGUUAUUUGGUUAAAUUGAGCGAAAAAGGUAGAGCUGAUAUCGAACUGGAUUAUGAUAUGAAUACGGGAUUGCUUUCCAGUCGCUCUAGGGGAAGUGAAACCGUUAUGUACAAUUACGAUUGGUUGGGUAGAAGUACAGGAGUUAUCCUUCCUAGUGGAGAAACAUUCCAGUUAACCUCUAAAAUUUCAGACAAUGGAAACUUGGAAAUAUUCGUUAGCAAACCAACAAACGUCCUAAGUAUCAGUGGGAAAGUUCACAAACACGUUUUGAACAUUGACAGAAAAGAAGUUACCGAAAUAGUAACUUUAAACAACUCCACAGUAGCUGUUAAAUCGGCUUAUGAAGGUUCGUUAAAAGUAUGCGCAAUAGCACGUCAUCCUCUAUUGGAAGCUUCCUUACCAGUCGAAGCUGAACUACUUCCCGUUUGGUCUGAACAAACCACCACGUUCGGCGAUAACAUCCAUAAUGUGAUGAAAACAUCGUUUAGCCUAGUAGGAGAUGUGAGAAAUCCGCAACAAACUUUAUAUAGAGAAAUUUUCGUUAACCACACUAAGAUAUUAGGCAUUGAAUUCGAUCAGUUCACCAGUAAAGAAACUUUCUUUGACGUAGAUAAACUUCCUCUUCUAACAAUAAGUUACGAUCCAGCGGGAUUACCUCUCUUAUACACCCCUUACAACGGUGGAGAUGUUUUAAAUAUUACCUACGAUCACUUUAAUCGAAUAGAUAGUUGGAAAUGGGGAGUAUCUGAAUUGAAAUAUAAUUACGAUCGCCAUGGGUUACUAUCUGAAGUCACAAGUCCGUUAGACGGUACCCAGAUAUUCGCCUACGACGAUACCAAUAUGUUAUCAAAAAUAACUUUGGCAAGUCAAAGAAGUUUUUCGUUGAGUUACGAUGAUAACGGAGGUCUUAGACACGUUACUUUACCUAGCGGUACCAAACAUUCUUUCAGUUUACAACCUACCUUAGGUUUCUUACGAGCUACUUACACACCACCAGGAAGUAACAAGUCGUAUCUACAACAUUUUUCUAAUUCCGGUAGACUUUUACAAACUGUAUUCCCCGGUGAAGGAGCUAGAAUAGUUUAUAGAUACUUCGAUAAUGGUAAACUAAAAGAAGUCGUUCAUGGUGACGGGAAAACUGUUUAUCAUUAUUCUGAAACUUCUGGUUUACCUAGUCAGGUAAAUCACGUCGAAGCCGAUAUCGAAUAUAGAUGGGAUUAUCAAUAUACAGGCGGUCUACUAAUGGAAGAACGUAUAGAUUUCGGUGCCAAAACUGGUUUGAGCAACGCCAAAUUUACCUACGAUUACGAUAACAAUUAUAGACUCGUUACUGCUCAAGGUAGAAUUGGUGGACAAAAUUUACCUUUACAUAAUUUAGGUUAUAACUAUAAGACUGGUUCUCUAGAAAUGAUCGGACCUUUCAAAAUCAUUAAGCUGAAAAUAAACGAAACCAACGUGUACGAUGGCACAGCGCUAUUUUCCAGUACCAUCAAUUCAAGAUUCCUGGAAACCAAGCUCGCUUUAACUAUUCACGGAAUGGAAGUUUUUAGAAUGGAGUUUAGUCACGAUAUUCAUGGGAGGAUUUCUCAGACACGAACUUACACCAAAAAUGUUGGAGUAAACACCUACACCAACGUCAAAAAUUACACGUGGGAUUGCGACGGUCAGCUGCUUGGAGUGGAAGCUCAAGAACCAUGGGGAUUUAGAUACGACGACAAUGGAAAUAUGUUAUCCCUGACUUACAGGGGAAACACUAUUCCCAUGGAAUACAACCCAAUGGACAGGAUAAUUAAAUUCGGCGAAGGACAAUAUAAAUACGACAACAGAGGAUUAGUUGUACAGAAUGCUAGGGAAGAGAAAUUUCAUUUUAAUUCCAAGGGGUUGCUUGUAAGAGCAACAAAGAGAGGCAGAUUUGAUGUUAGAUAUUAUUAUGACCAUAUGGACAGAUUGUCUGCAAGAAAAGACAAUUUCGGAAACGUGACGCAAUUUUUCUACAACAAUAUCCUAAGACCCAGAGAGGUUAGUCAGAUUUAUUCGCCAAGAGAUGGUAAACUUAUGUCGCUCAUAUAUGAUAAUAGAGGACAUUUGAUAUAUUCCCAAGUCUAUCGACAUAAAUAUUACGUAGCUACGGAUCAGUGCGGAACGCCCGUCAUGAUUUUCAAUCAAUAUGGAGAGGGAAUACGAGAAAUAAUGAGAUCUCCCUACGGGCACAUUGUUUACGAUUCAAACCCAUACCUAUAUCUUCCGAUUGAUUUCUGCGGAGGAAUUCUAGAUCAGGUGACGUCCUUGGUUCAUAUGAAUAACGGAAAAGUUUAUGAUCCCCUUAUCGGUCAAUGGAUGUCGCCACUUUGGGAAAACGUAUUGGAACGUAUUCCUACACCAACUCACCUCCAUUUAUACAGAUUCAACGGAAACGAUCCAAUCAACGUUGAAUUGGACAGAGCAAGACCUCAAGAUCAUCUAGAUUGGCUAAAGAAAAUCAGUAUGAAUUUGAAAAAUUUAGCUCCACAACUCUACCCAGACGAUCUUCCUGGCGGUAAGAUGCCUCCGUUUCUAUCGCAUCCUCCGACUUUCUGGAAUCCGUCCAAGAAUGGUAUCAGCAGCCAAUUGAAUAAUCAACCGUAUUCCGUUGAAAUUCAUUCGGGAUUUUUAGCGCACGUCAAUUCAAGAAAAAUGUUAACGGCCGAAGAACUGUCUGUAUUCUCUAAAUCGGCAUUGAAAGUUAAUGUUAUCGAUUUGGUGCCAAAGAAAAUAGGAUCGGCGUCUGAUCCGCCCUUCGGACGAGGAAUUUUGGUGUCUCAGACUGAAUCAGGUCAAGCUAUCGUAUCUAGUGUACCAGCAGCGAACGCUAUUUAUAGAGACGUUUACACUUCGGUGUUCAAUAGAUCCUAUUUACUGCCGUUUACUUUUAUCGUACAUAACGCUCAACAAGACGCCUUCCACUUUGUUAAAGAUGAAACGUGGAAAGCAAAUGAGGAUAAAGGACAACUGAAACGACUUCAGGGUCAAGUCAAUACAACUUUCCACGAAAUAGCCAAAGAAAACGGAAGCGGCACCAACUACUUUGACGUGAAAAUUCAUGGAUCGAAUGUGGUUAUCAAUUUACGUUACGGUACAACAGUGGAAAAAGAAAAACAGAGAUUAUUGCAUCACGCCAAAUUAUCGGUUAUCAGAAAAGCUUGGCACAAAGAAAAAGAAUGUUACAAGAAUGGUUUUACUUGUAGUGUUGAUUGGAGCAUAAGCGAAUUGGAGGAGCUCUCGAAACUAGGUUACGUUAAUAAUUUCGAAGGUGAAUAUAUACACGAUGUCCAACAAUAUCCGGAAUUAGCCGAAGAUCCUUACAACAUCAAAUUUGUUAAGAAGCAAGUGGAAUCGACGAAGAAACGUCGAAGGAAAAGAGAUCUGAGGAAAACAUGCAGAGACCGUUGGUGGUUCGACUUUUCCGAAAUAUGCUAGUGAAAAAAAAAUACACGAAAGUGGAUCAUUUCAAUUAACUAAGUGUGAUGUACCAAAAAAGAAAAAAAAAGCUUACAAAGUAAGCCUUUUUAUACCAAAGUCUAUUUGUGUAAGAAUUUCAAAGAUGCCAAAAAAAAUGUAUAUUAUUUAUUUAAAAUAUGUUACCUAUAUGUAUGUGAUUUAGAUGUUUAAAAUGGGUUUUGCUCAAUCAAACUCUUUUUAUAAUUUUUGACAUGACUGACUAUUGAUUCGCAAAAUCCAUUUCAGACCAACUUUGUAUAUAUUUUGCAUAAUUAUAGAGAAGACAAAUGAAAAUGUGUAAGUCUUACAAUUUUCAAGAAACAUUUUCAAACAAUAUAACCAGGUAUCUGAGAAAUAAUUAUCCAUUUAUAAACAUUGCUCUUUCGGUAGUAUUUAUCGUUAUAAAUUUCUUAUUUGUUAGACUUUUUGAUAUGUUUUUAAAUGUUCUUCAUUUUUUUUAAGAUAGAUGAACAUUUGAAAAUUCAACUUCUUCUAGUCUUUAUCAAAUAUCAGAGUUAAAAUAAGUUUAUUUUAUAAUUUUUUAAGGACAGAUGAAAAUUUAACAUUUCGACUAUUUAUCAAAAUACGCAUAUUGUCAGUAUCAAUAUCUGAUAUUUGAUGAAGACUAAAGGAAGUCGAAAUGUUAAAUUUUGUGAAGAGACCUGAAACAAGAAUAUUUAUAACUACAUAAAGUUAUCAUUUUAUUAUCUAAAUUACAUAUUAACUCAAACAAGAUAAUUUAAAGAUUAUGUCAUAAACCAUACAAAUACAUUUACUACUACUUUGUUCUCGAAAGCAGCUGAAAAUCUAAUUUAAAUAGGUUAAUAGUUUAGGUUACUUAAUUAACUACCAACCUCCAAUCUUUCACCAUUUUAAUGAAGAUGCUCAUAUCUUCUCCUCUAUAUUCUUUGCAAUACUCAUCUGUUAUCAUUCCCUAUUUCUAGAGACUUGUGCGCUUUUGUUUUAUCUUGACCAAACCGCUCUGGAUAUUAUGCUACCACAUCUGUGUCGAUAGCAUCCAACUAUGUAUAUCCUCUCGUUUUGCAAGCUAUUCUCUUUAGAAUUCCCUUCUACUUCAUGGUGUCCAAAUAUCUAGCAGAGGCCCGAAUCAGUGUCAUGAAUCAAAAAGAUUAUCUCGCGGUAGCAUAUUACCAUUUCUUAAGGUUUCCUGGUUUUCUGUAUAUCUGCUUGAGUCACCACCUUCCAUUAAUAGUCUGGUAACUUCUAUAUUGCGUAGAGGUCUGUAUAUCUCUAUAACAUCUCCAUUUCUUUGAAUUAUCUGUUGAUUUUUUGUUUGAAUUUUUCUCGUCUUAAGAAAAUGAAUCGAAAAUUCUGACUGAUUGAUUUUAGUCCUGAUAGAUAUUUGGCAAUUUUACUUAUCCUGAAAGGAUUAUGUGAAGUUGCAGCAAGAUUCUCCUUUUUAUUGUCUUUUCGAAUUCUAUUUUAAAAAUUGCUACUUCCUUGCAGACCAGACCACAAGGUAGUUUCCUAACAGCAAUUAUACCUAUUCAUGCUGAUAAAGCAACUAGCAGCAAACCUACUGGGAAAUAUCUUAAAAGGAUGGUAGGAAACAACAAAUAAAAAGUGGAGAAUGAAUAUUGAAAUAAAAAUUACAGUAAUCCACAAAUUCGGAUAGAAUAGCUAGAUCAGAACGUUUUUUCUAAAAUGUCGACUACUGAAGAUGGAGUAAGUGAUGUGGUGAGAAUAUUUAUUGUACAGGAUAGCCAAUCAAAUGAAGGACUCUUUGCACAAAAAGUAUUUGUCGCAAAAAUGCGAAAUGAAAGAAUUAUGACAAUUGAAGCCUAAAGAAGAUACUGGAAAUAAGUUUUAAAUUUCCAAAAUGUUUGCCGCAUUCUUGAAAUUUGAUUGCCAUUUUUUGAAAAGUAUUAACUAGCAUUGACAUCGUUCUAAGCUGACGUAAAUUCGAUUCUUUUUCAAAUCUAUUUUUAGACCACGAUCGAGAAAGUGGCAAGAAUUACUAAUAUCAAAAUGACAACUAUGUAUGAUGCCCUUGGCUGCUUUUAAUAUUUUCGAUUAUUUAAAUUCCAAUUAUCGAGAUUAUCAAUUUCUAAAAAAAGAAGCAGAAAGUGAUAUUUCUAUCUUCUAAUACUGGAAAUGAAUGAAGUCCAAUCGCUUUUUGGAAAAAUAGUUAUUUUUAUUUUCAGAAAGGAAAUCGAAUAUCUCCACUAGUUAACAUUAGCUCCUUCAUUUUUGCUGUCGAAGUUAGGAGAAGUAAUAAUCUAUGUAACUGGUCUAUGGCGAAUGUUCAUAAAAAUAUUUAUUAAAAAGUAAUACUAAUAGGUUAGAAACAACGUCCUCUUUUCAAUCAAAGACAAGUGGCAUUUGACACAGUGUUAAGUGUUACCAACUAUUGAUUUUUAUAUUGAAACUUCGAUUUGUAAUAAAUUACGUGGUAUAAAUCUAAAAAUUAAACUCUGAAUCUAAAAACAGUAACAAGGAAUAAAUCACUCUCAGAUAAUUAAUGUCAGUCUCUUUAUUGAUACAACUAAUUUAUUACUAUAUAAAAGUUGUUUCUAAUGAAGUUUCACUGAUAUACUUGAUUCAAUCGCUAAAAAACUGCUACAAAUGAGAAAUUUACUACAAAAAUUAACACUUGGUAGCACUUAACCUCAAAUUUCUCAUUUAUCAAAUGUCACUUGUCCGUAUUAAAAAUGUCGGCGGGAAUUCUAUGAGUAUUGACAAAGAGUUGACAUUUUAUUUUCUCUAAGUAAUAUUUUAGGUUAGGGGAGAGAUAUUGUCAUGCCGAUUUAAUUAGCUUGUUAAUUCUUUAUUUCACUAUUUUUGUAGCAAUAAAAGUCGUCAUUGUAUCCAAUUUUUUUGAGAAAAUCCGUUUUAUUUGUAGUUGUCGCUAAUUGCUCUCUCAUUACGUUACAAGCAAUCUAAAUGAAUCCGAAUUAAAGUUGAUAAACUACAAAAACACCCUUAAAUGUCAUAAAAUUUGUUCAAAUCCGUUCGACUAUUUUGAAGUUACUGAUAUUAUUUCCAAAAAGGUCGAACACUCCCUACUAGUUUCCCUUCCCUUACUACUUCCCAAACAACACCAUGUUUGUUAAAGUCUAUUCAGUCAUUUUGAAAUUACUGACACUUAGUACCGGAUAUCCCCCACUACUCCUCGUUUAAACGUUUCCAAGUUUGUUAAAAUCGAUUUAUAGAUAGUAAAGAGAAGGAGGAGCAUCUCUAAUGGAGGAAAAGUUGAAAAAUUACGCAGCUGUAUAUAUGACAAAUCAAAAACUUUCCACAAUAGACAAAGGGUAUGGUAGGAAUUUUGCAAUUAUAGAUGAAUUAAAAUUACAGAAUUAAAUAUCAUAGCUCAUUACUGAAAAUUUCAACAAAAAAUUGUACAAUUGUACAAAAGGUGAAAAUUGUCCAGGGCAUGAAUAAUAUUUGGUUAGGUUAUGUUAUGUUAGGUACCAUGAUACUGAUAUGGCGCCAUAUUUAUCUUAUUAAUUUUCAGAUUAUUUUUCUAUCUGCCGUUCAUAAAUUCAUUCAUUAAUUUUGAAAUUACAAACAAUUAUUUCCGAAAAUAGUUGGACACUCCUAGCCAUUUUCAUUUUAUAAAUGAAGCAGAGAGAUUAUAAUGAACUAAGUUGGAAUUUCUAGAACUGUUGGUCAUAUUCAUACUGAACACACUGUUUACACUUCACUACACCAACACUCAUAAUUAUAUGUCUGGCACGCGUUUCGAUAACCAAGUUAUCGUCUUCAGAGACUGAAGCUCCAUCUUAAUUAUCGAUUUUUAUGAAACCAUAGAGUGUUGGUGUAAACAGUGUGUUCAGUAUAUAAUGAAACUUUAAAACAGUGUCCACUUUAGCUAACUCUAUCAUAGGAAUAUGUGUUAAAAAACAGGAUUAAGAACUGAAGAAUGUAAUUGAGAAAACAUUUUAUAUUGGCAAUUCUAGUUAUAAAAUUUUAGCGAUAUUUAAUUUUCGAGAUAAUGCUAAAUUCACUUAGUAUAAAGCGAAUUCUUGAACCUUUUACUGAUAAGAUAUUUGGUUAUAUUUAUCUCUCCCAUAUACGAAUUCUCGCUAUUAAAUAACGAGGCUGGUUACGGAACAGGGUUUUAUUAUAGAAAUCAUUCUACAUUCGAAUUCUUCCCUUCAAUAUACUCCCCUUCCCUCGCCACACACCUUUCCAUACGUUUUUUCAAUUGAUCGAAGCAGUGCUGGAAGUUUUCUCUGGUGAGGAUCUUUAGGAGCUCUGCCGUUUUUUGCUUUACCGAUUUAAAUCGGGUCCCAUUCAAAUCAGAUUUUAUCUUCGGAAACAAAGAAAAGUCGCACGGUGCCAAAUUUGGUGAGUACAACGGGUGCUCGGGAACUGGAGUGCGCUUACUGGCCAAAUACUGCUUCAUAGAUAGCGCGUUAUGGGCAGAUGCGUUGUCCUGAUGCAAAAUCGGGUCGUUUUUUACGAACUCGUUCUCGCAGUUGAUGCCAAAACUGAUAAAUAGUAAGUCUGGUUGACAGUCUGACCCUUUGGAACCCAUUCAGUCGUCAAUGUGGAAAAAAAUAAUAAACAUUGCCUUGAAUUUUGCUUUACUCUCUCGGCCUUCGCUAAAGAGCUCACACCACUCAAAAACAUGCGCACGAGAUAGAGAAUGGUCCCCGUAGGCCUCAUGCAACAAUUUAUAGCACACCUCGGAGGUUUUUUCAAUUUAACGGGAAAUUUGAGAUCGAAACGUUGCUCCUAUUUUUCGUCACGAGAAAAAAAAACACAUUCGUUUCAAACCGCUACUGCAUCAAUACUAUAAAAGUAACGGAAGCGUGUUUUGGGACGUAACAAGAGAAGAUAUCUAGACAACCAACGCACUACUAGUGUUUUACCUGUCUAGGGCGCCCUCUAGGCGUGCAGUCUCGUUAUUUAAUAGCCAGACCUCGUAAUCUCAUUUCCCUCGUAUUUCGUAGCAUGUUUCAACCAGUGUUUUCAUUCUAUUAGACGAGUGUUGCUGAAUUUUGUUUCUUGAAAAUGCAAAGUCAUUAUAGCGCUACAUUUAUAUUUAGUGAAAAAAUAAUUGAGCUACACGAUUGAAAAACGAAAUGAAAUUUAGAGGUAUCAAAAAAUUGUAAAUAUAGUCCAGUUAAAACUUUUUAAUAAUUUAAAAUUGAAAGAACGAAUUUAUAUUAGGUAGGGUGAUUAAAAAAAAACUAUUAAUCGUAUAUGUUGUAUUGCUUUUACGGAUUACUUACAAAAAAAAUAUAUCAUUGUGACUGAUCUGUGUUGAACGAUAUCCAUACCUAUCUACUACCGUUUACCUUGCCAUUUCGUAACACCUCAAAUUUUUAUUUUGUUUACGCGAUAUAUCAAAAAGUAUAUGAUACAAAUAUCUAUAUAUUUUCACUUUUUAAACGCGCGCCUGCCACAUAGUAUAUCCAUAUUCUGUGUGCUCCUUGUUGAUAUAUAAUUACUUUAGAAAAUAGCACGUUUCAAGUAAUGUCAUUGCAAUUUUGUUUCUUUGGAUUUGUAUUAAUACACAAAAUAUUAUCUGUAAUAUUAAGCAAUCCAAACAUCCAACUAAACCCACUUGAAUUUUUUUUGUAUAACUUGUGCCAGACAUCUUAUGGAAGAAAAAAAUCAAGUUUUAUAACUUUUUUUUUGAAAUUUAGACAUUCUUCUUCUAAAAUAAACAACUUCUAUCAACCAUAACAUUCUAGAAUAAUAGAUCACUUUAUAUUAACUGCCAACUACGAAAUAAUUAACUUCUCCGAUGUGAUUUUGGUUCCUACAAAGGAGUAUACCUUUCAGUGAUAACUUUGUAUUUAAUCAGUAUUUUUACUGCCAUUAAAUAAAAUUGUGAAAAUGGCCUUGGCAGUCAACGUGUUAAUAUAAGCAAAAAUCGACAAAAGAAAGUAAAACCAAUCUAGACUUGUUACAAUAUAUUUAUGUUAAGACCGAUUUCAUGAAGAAUAUUUUUCAAACCUACAAAUAUUACUGCAAUUUCGGGAGUUGACUCUCAAUCCCCUUAUCCAUGAAUAAUUUGUAACUAUAAUAAAUUCGGGUUGUACUGCGCGAAACGGUUUCGCGAAAAUGACUUCGGUCGACUGGACGAAACGCUUCGGGUUCCAGGCGAAACACGGUGAAGAAUACGAAAGGCGAAACACUGAUGCGCGAACGAAAACCGACUGGCGUUGGCUCAUUUCGAAGAAUACAAGUUUCGAAGUGAGUACUGUUAAGCACUGUCAUACAUGAACGUAGUAAUACGGCUUAUUUUGCUUCUGAAAAAAAUCUAAUAACAAAAGAAUGAAGUUAGAAAUCUACAGGACUUUAAUAAGACCAAUCGUAAAUUAUGGCAGUAGUUGUUGGGUGAUGACACAAAAAGACCAAGAAACAUUAAGAAUAUUUGAAAGAAAAAUUAUCAAAAGAGUAUAUGGAGGAAUUAGAAUGAAUGAAGCAGCCAUCGUCCGAUUCAUUAAAGCCCAUAGGUUGAGAUGGUUUGGAGAGCAAGCGGAUGUCUAAGAUGAUCAUAAAUAUACAGCAGUAGAAAAAGAAGCCGAUACCGUAUCAGAUGGACUGAUCAAGUUCACGAGGACUUACAUACAACGAAUGUGAGAGGAUGGAGAAGAUGAGGAACUUUGGUGUAGAGCGUACCAGUUUUUAGGCGAAUUGUCGAGGAGGCCAAGGCUUAUACCGAGCUGUAGUGUUAAUUGGGAAAUGGCGUCUGAUUUUACGAUGGUCGAUUUGAAAUUUCGAUUUGAAACUAGAAAUGAACAAAAAACAGAACAAUAAUUUAAACCAACCAUGAAUAGUAUUUACAAGCCUUAUAACUUAUAAAAGAAAUCAUAGAAAGUGUUGUUUGUUGCAGAAAAAUUUUGUUUUGGAUUUUAUUGUUGUUGAAAAUACGAAUUUGGAUUUGGGAAUAAUUUCGUUGAUUAAAAUUUGUCUCAUCUUUUUAUUUAAAUGAAAAUCAAUCAAAUUAACAUAUACAUUUGGAAAAUUUGACAUUUAGAAGUUAACAAAAGGAUUGGAAACUACAACAAGAUCUCUUCGAUCAGAACAUUCGGAUUCAUGCAGCGUUUGGAUUGCAGCACAAUCUAUAGGGUACAUCAUAGUCUUUUUUUUAAUAAGGAUAGACAUAGAGGCCAGAUAUUAUAUUUCGAGAAAAUAAUUGAAGAAAAAUAAUACAAGUAAAUUAACACGGACUGUGGUUAGCUUUAAACGAAAUGGGGAUCUGGAAUUGCGUAGAUUUUUAUUGUAUCGGAUAUUUUUGAGCCUUCACGAGUUUUUCUGUUAAUAGAUGUUUUUAUAAAUUAUGUAUCUGAUAGUAUCAAAAUGUUUAUAUAAGAAAAAAAACUUUGUCUCGUAACUAACGUAAAGUAAUUUUCUGGUCAACCCAUAUAUAUUUAAAUUUAAGGCAGAAACCGCGAUUCAAUUAGUAAUGCUUCUUAUUUCAUCAUCAGUAAGAGUUUUAGUUUCAUUUAGGUCAGCAUUGUUUAAUAAGAAGCUAUUAAUUUCAGCUUCAGAAAAGCAUCUCUCAACGGAGUCUCAUCUUCAGUUUUAAAGUCAUCGUCUGUAUAUUCUUCAAUAUUUAAUUGAGACCACAAGGGAGUCCAAGAUUUUAUUAUUGGGUUCACAUUCAAUUGAUACUAAUUUUUAGAAAUGAAAAAACAGCCUAGGAUAGGACCUAGGAUACUGUAUAUUCAUAUUCCAAUUACUGUUGUGCAAAAACUUGAGGCAAAAAUGUUUUCUCAUAAUUCACCUUUAUAUUUUUUUAUAUAGAAGCAAGAUCGCUUUCAGUGAUACGUUUUUCUUAGAUAGAAAUGUUUCAACUUCAGGGAUAAAGUAUCCUUUAAACCACUCUAGAAAUAUAGGUCUCGUCACCUAUGCAUUUCUUUGCCCCAUGUAAUGUACUGGUAGCUUUCGUACAGAUGCACGUGUCUUUUGUACUUUUCCAAUUACCAACAAAGACAGGUUUUGCGUCCCAGCAGCUUUCACAAAGGGCAUGAAAGUUAUGUCUUUAUUUGGAAUCUUUAGAACCUAGGGCUCUAACUUCUAAGACAGAUGACAGCGUUUUGUCUGAUAUCGUUUUCCAAUACAAACCAGAUUUACUCUGCGGAUAAAUCUCUCUUCUAGAUAAUAUCCAUGAAUUUGUCAUGAAAUUUUUUAACAGCAUAUUCGUUGUAUACUAACGUUGAAAGGAAGACAUUCGUCGAAUGACCACUAGAUGCGUCCAAUCAUACCAAUCAUUAAACCAGCGUUUAACGUUGGAAGCACUGGACGCAUCGUAUGGUAUAGGCUUCGGAUUAAAGAGGUCCUGCUGUACAAUCCUGGGUUGGAUAGAUCAACUAUCAGGAUAUAUUAUACAAGAUAUAACAAUUGGUUAGUUGCUGCUAUUGCUAAAAGGAUAGUUUCAAAAAUAUUCCGUUGGUAGUUAUUUCGAUACUAGAUUUGCUACUAGAGAAAAAAUAUAUUAGCAAUUUAGAAAAAAGAUGUCUGGGAGCCAAAAGAACCGACAUUACUUAAAAACUUCCGCCAUUUUCUAUAAAAUACUCAUAGUUUGAAUGUUAUAUAUGUUGUCAACAGAUCGCUGGUAAUAAUUGUUUAUAAUGGGAUAUGAUGUUCAUUCUAUUUAUGUAAUUCAAAUGUUUAUUUAUUUGUACAGUUCUUUUUGUUUAUAUACAUUUUACGCUAAAUAAAUUUAUUAUUUUACUAAAAGUAUGCAUAAGUAUUAUGAAUGUUUUUUGAAAUAAAGAAAUUGUUUUUUAA